Messenger RNA from Pocillopora damicornis (cauliflower coral), 489 nucleotides. RefSeq names its product cubilin. Lineage: Eukaryota; Metazoa; Cnidaria; Anthozoa; Scleractinia; Pocilloporidae. The record is from RefSeq and is a predicted model, not a curated record.
AUGGGUAUGGAAGCCGUCACGGCCAGCCACAUUUUGGCUUUGGUGUUGAUUUUCUUAUCCAUGCAUGGUGUAUUUACUCAGGAUUCUGCCUGUGAUGGAUGGUAUGGUACUGGAGUUACAGUUUCAGAAUCUGUGAGAACAAUUAUAACAAGUCCCAACUUUCCUCUUGACUAUGACAAUGAUAAGAAAUGCAUCUGGCGAGUAAGUACUUCAGAUGCUGGCCUUAUUAUAAAAGCAACCUUCAAUGAAUUUGAUCUACAAUAUAACACUGGAUCAGGAGACUGCCCAUUUGAUAGUCUGACAUUUUCGGAUGGUGACUCAUCUGGUGGUGAUGUUAUUGGAAAAUACUGUGAUACCAUUUACCCUGAGGUUAUUUAUUCAACUGAAAAUGGAAUGUACAUUGAGUUCCAGAGUGAUAGCUUACAUACAUACAAGGGAUUCGAGAUCACUGUUUCGGCAGUAAAAGCAGGUACCCACAAAAGUAACUAA